Molecule: messenger RNA, 2004 nt
Organism: Cercopithifilaria johnstoni
Lineage: Eukaryota; Metazoa; Nematoda; Chromadorea; Rhabditida; Onchocercidae
Source: the annotation of a GenBank genome assembly
AUGGAGAUGUCAGAAAUAGACAAUGUUCGUGUGGUGGUACGUUGCAGACCUCUAAACCAUAUGGAAUGUGAGCAAGGCCAUCAAAAUAUUAUAUCUGUGGACAGCGCUAGCAACUCAAUCUCCGUCACCAACCCAAAUAAUGGCCAGGAGCCACCUCGUAUUUUUACUUUCGAUGCUGUAUUUGGAGAAGACAGCGAUCAAUUUAGUGUUUACAACAUCGCUGCAAGGCACAUUGUUGACAACGUACUAAAAGGAUAUAACGGUACUAUUCUUGCAUAUGGACAGACCGGGACUGGGAAGACUUUCACAAUGUUAGGAAAUAAUACUUGUCCUGGAAUAAUCCCGAAUUCAUUUGCACAUAUUUUUGACCAUAUAUCGAAAUGUCAACAGGAUAAAACAUUUCUUGUCCGAGUUUCCUAUUUGGAAAUUUACAACGAAGAAAUCCGAGAUUUACUGGCUAAAAAUUCGGGGCAUGGUCUUGAAAUUAAGGAACGACCAGAUAUUGGUAUUUACGUCAAAGAUCUAUCAAGCGUUACUGUGUCUGGUGCAGAUCAUAUGGAGCGUAUCAUGCAGUUUGGGAACAGUUACAGAUCAACGGGUACAACAAAAAUGAAUAUAGACAGUUCACGCUCUCAUGCGCUGUUCACAGUAACGAUUGAAUGUAGUGAGAAGAUUGGUGACCAUUGCCAUAUCACGCAAGGAAAGCUACAGCUUGUUGAUUUAGCCGGUAGUGAGAGGCAGGCGAAGAGUGGUACCAGUGGAAAUCGAUUGAAAGAAGCAGCGCGCAUUAAUUUGUCCCUUUCUUCUCUUGGUAAUGUCAUCAGCGCUUUGAUUGAUUCGAAAACGGUCCACAUUCCAUAUAGAAAUUCCAAACUUACACGAUUACUUCAGGAUUCUUUAGGUGGUAAUUCAAAGACUGUCAUGUUUGCUAAUAUUGGUCCUGCUUCUUACAACUACGAUGAAACGGUCUCCACACUCAGAUAUGCAAAUCGCGCCAAAAAUAUUCAAAAUAUGGUUAGAAUUAAUGAGGAUCCAAAAGAUGCACUAUUACGGAAAUUCCAGCUGGAAAUUGAGCAUCUUAAACGUUUGCUCGACAAAGAAGAAUCGAGUGGAAGUGAAGAGGACGCGGGUGAAUCGGGUUGGCACAAAGGCCAGAAACAGUUGCGGAAUCGUUAUAAUGAUCGUAUUGAAGAAUUGAAAAGGACGGUUGAAAUUAAGAGAAAUGAAUUACAAAAAGAAAAAGGACUGGCUGACGAGGAACGAGAAUUGUUAGCCGCAGAACUUCGUACUAAAGAGGAAGAAUUGGCUCAAGCGCACAGAGAUCAUGAUUUAUUGAUGAAUAAGCUGAAGCAAAUUGAGAAAAAACUUAUCAUUGGUGGCGAAAAUAUGCUUGAAAAAGCUGAGAAACAAGCUCGAUUGCUGGAGCAAAGUAAUGCUGAAUUAGAAUGCGGGCGCAUGAACGAGACUCAAUUGAAGCAGGCAUUAGCAGAAAAGAAUCAAGAGAGGAUUGAUCUGGAAGAGAAAUACAAUACCUUAGCAGAAGAGGCACAUGGAAAGACAAAAAAGAUAAAAAAGAUUUGGAGUAUGUUGAAUGCUGCAAAAGGUGAAUUGGCUGAUGUACAAAUGGAACAUCAGCGUGAGAUGGAAGGUCUUUUGGAUAGUGUUCGUCAACUUCGCAGCGAACUUCUCCUACAGCUGCUUAUUAUUGAAAACUACGUGCCAGUGGAAUUCUUAGAACUUAUUGAGCGUUUCGUCCGGUGGAAUGAAGAAGUAGGUGAUUGGGAGUUGAAAUGCAUUGCUUAUACUGGAAAUAGCAUGCGAGCAUGUAAUCUACCACGACAACCGCUCUACAAGCCGCCAAAUUUUCAUAUGUUGAAUUUGUUCGCCUCGUAUCAGGAUGAAAUGGUGCAUAUGUUUUCAAAUAAUAUGCGCCACUCAAAGUUGCGCGUGAAAUCCAGCAAACGCGAAAAAGAUGCGGCUCGUCUGAAUGUGUUAUUGAACUGA